AUGUUGUUGGUAAAUAUUGUGGCAGAGAACCCGAAUCAUCCUGUUUUAUGGGAGAUUUCUCACGCAGUAGUUUAUACAAAUCCUAAAACAAUUAAGAUAUACCAAAUACUAAACAAAAUUGAAAAACAUGAGUCUGACCUUGAACUAAUAUUUUGGUAUCAGGAAUCAAUUUUUAAUGCAAUUGUGAAAUUGAUAUAUAGUAAGAUAAUAACGGCCUUACAACAAGGAACUUCUAAGCCAGAAGACAUUGUUAAGUCAAUACCAAAAUUCAUAGAAUUGCCGACAAAUGUCACUGAUUAUUUUACGAGCGGAAUAUAUGAUACCGAUGAAAAGAAUGAACAGAUUAUUAAUGAUGAUAUAAAAGAAAAAUUGAUUAAAAAGAUUACUGAUCUUCAUGACUCGAUUACCAAUAUAAUUUUAGAAACUUAUAAUACAACUGAAAAUCAAGACGUAUCUAAUUUAGAUGAAUUUACAACAUAUAUGAAUUCAAACAGUGAAAAGUUUUACUGUUAUAUUUCGGUGUUUAAAUUUCUACGCAAUGAAUUCACUAAAUAUUACAUACCAUUUUUAAGAGAUCUAUCAAAAGUCGAACACAUUGUGUACGAAGAUGUUAAAAUCGAUGAAAUCGUUCGAUCCGAUGUGGAUGAUAAACUAACUGAUAGUAGCAGUUGUCAAUAUGUUAGAGAUUUGUACAGUCUCUGUCUCGAAGCAACCACAUUUUUAAAAAUGGUUUUAGACACAAAAAAUGAUUUGGUAGAGGAAUACUCAGAGGAAGUACAUACUAUUUUGACAACGAUUAGAAAUUGGUCCAUUGAGGUGAUCGAACGGUGUACAUACAAGGGCUGCAGGGACCUUUUAAAAGUGUCAUAUCAUAUUUACGUCGUUUUGAAUCCAAAGCACACUGAUCAUUUUAAAUACAAUCAAGUGCCGAUGUACAUGUCAUUGAUAAUGUCUAUUUUAAAUACCUAUUUUAUUGAUCACUGUAGUCCACCAAAAUUCAAUUUCUUGUUAUUCAACAGUACAUAUCUCCAGGCUAUAGGCAAUGAUGAUGUACUUAAUAAACGUUUAAAUUCAUUUGUGCAGAGCCUUGCAGCUUACCGAAAGAUACCGAUAGUUGCAAACUAUUCAAUUUUUUUAAAUAUUGACAAUUUUUAUAAAAUAUAUCUUGAAGAUACGGCUUUGUUCACUAAAAACAAAGACAAGUUCAGUUUUUUUUACAAAGGUGAAAGGAAGUACAUUCAUGAAAUUUAUGACAACAUACGUGCAAUUAUUUUGGACCCUUCCCACGUGUUCAAAUUCUAUGAUAUAUAUUUCAAAUUCAUUCUUUGUUCUAUAUUUUACAAAGUGUGGGUUUUCGCUAAUUACUCAGUCAAAGAAAGUCAGCCACAAAUGAAUGGAUUGCGGUUUGAUGAUUGUAAUGACUUUAACCAUCAUUAUAAUAUGUAUCUUAAUAUUCAAAAUUUUCCUUAA
Molecule: messenger RNA, 1470 nt
Organism: Macrosiphum euphorbiae (potato aphid)
Lineage: Eukaryota; Metazoa; Arthropoda; Insecta; Hemiptera; Aphididae
Source: the annotation of a GenBank genome assembly